ACCUCGAAAUCACAGAUCAGGGGUUAACCCACACCAUAUAAAUGAGGCAUGCGCGUUACGAACUACAAUCCCGCUGGAUUCAGUUGUGUGCCAAACCCACUCCUACACGGCAGCCUGUGUUUCCCUAUGUAUCAAAGCAUUGUAGUGUUUCGAAAAGUUGUCGAAACUUUUUUCCGCCACUAUUGGUUGUCUUGUAAAUAAAACCGCUUUAAAUCCGCCAUUUUAUGUUGUGUAGGCCUACCUAGUAAAUAAAUAAAAUAAACUUUCGCUGUAAAAAUAAAAUGUGUGUGUAAUGAAGUAGUUUUUAAUGUUUUUGUGGUCAAGUUUAAAAGUGUAAAACUUUGUAAAAUUAAGUGUAAAAAGUUUCUCUGUGUGUUUGUUAUAUUGUGAUUAGAAAUGUGAAUUGACGAGUGGACUCAGAAGUAAAAAAAUAUAUAUGUGAAAAAUGGAGGAGCCGAACCUAACGGCCGUCAACAGCUCGCUCGUUCGCGUGCGCGACGUCAUAUCUACCGAUAUCACAGUCGUCGCGAUACGUAACGCAACGGUCGCCGGCAACGCAUACGAGUGGCGUUUUAUCCUUCCACCUUACAUACUUAUUUUCCUGCUAUCGAUAUCGGGAAACUGCCUUGUAAUCGCAACACUAGCUAGCAACAGGCGAAUGAGAACUGUCACUAAUGUGUAUUUAUUAAAUUUGGCUAUAUCAGAUUUCCUGCUCGGGGUGUUUUGUCUCCCUUUCACGUUGGUAGGACAAAUUUAUAGGCGUUUCCUGUUCGGUGCUCUACUGUGCAAAUUAAUACCCUUCUUACAAGCGGUCUCAGUAUCCGUGGACGUGUGGACAUUAGUGGCCAUAUCUCUGGAACGCUACUUCGCCAUCUGUCGACCGCUGAAGUCGAGGAAGUGGCAGACCCAGUGUCACGCAUACAAGAUGAUAGUAGUCGUGUGGGUGUUAUCAGUCGCACUAAACUGGCCGAUUCUUAUUGUGUCCAAGCUGCAACCUAUGAGAGGGAAUGCCUACAAGUGCAGAGAAGUGUGGUCGAGUCUAGAGCUGGAGAGGACGUUCAACUUGGGCCUAGAUGUAGCUCUGCUUUUGGUUCCAUUCUUCAUCAUGUCGUUUGCGUACUGCCUCAUUGUCACCAAGCUGUGGAGAGGAAUGAGGCACGAGAUCAAACAUAACUUCAACUGGCAAAGGCAUUUAACCAGAAGUAGUAGUAUGAAGAGCAAUCACCUGCUGACGUCUCCGGCUAUUCUGCAAAAUAACGCGACGGAUAUGUGUUGCAAAAACUGGAUACGCAAAAAUGAAAGCGAAGCCACAGACGAUCAAAUGCAAUCAGAUUCGUUCUGUCGUCAUACGGACCUGGAAUUCCGGCAUGUGGUCAGAUCCACACAUAUUGACAAAAGCAUCGAGGCCAAGCGAAAAGUAAUAAGGAUGCUCUUCGUCAUAAUACUAGAGUUCUUCGUAUGCUGGACUCCACUACAUGUCAUAAAUACGAUAUACCUAUUCUACCCGGAGGAGCUGUACCUGUACAUAGGGUCAAAGGGCAUAGUGUGUUUGCAGCUGCUGGCGUACUGCGCCUCUUGCUGCAACCCUAUCACCUACUGCUUCAUGAACAGAAAGUUCCGACAAGCCUUCAUGACGCUGCUCAAGUCUUGCAGAUUCUUCAGGAGCUGCUUCACGGAGAAGCUGGAGUGCAAGCAAGCUACUCCACCACCUUCCAGCCAAGAUGUGACGGCCUGCAUCGUGCGGGGCAGCCAGACUGGACGCACUGAUUUGGAAGCGCUGGAGGGCGAGGAUUGUGUUUAGCAGCGGCUCCAGCUCCGCUCUGGGAAGCGGCGUGCACCCUGCACUGCCAGCGCCUGUCGUUGCAAGGCCAGCCAUGCAGGUCAUCGAAACCGGCGAAGAAGGGAGCCAAUUCCUCUAUCGCAUUACAUGGGCCCGGACCGGACUAUCAAAAGGAACAGGGUCCUCACAGCCACUAUAUGAGUGAACGAAUAUGAACUUUAUCCUGUAGGUGCGAACGACGUAAUUUGAAACAACGAGCUUCUGGUAGGUAGGCGUAGGUAGAUUCUAGAAGGAAAGAAAGGCUUAGAUAAGUUGACCACUGAAAUAAAAGAUGAUACAAAUUGCCAUACAUGCUGGUAACUAUUUUAAUCAAUCAAUAAUUAAAAAGUGACAUUACAAAACGUUUUAUCAUCAUAUCGAGUGUGUUAUUGCUAACACUGGUGUCAGAUAUUAUACAAGACGCCUAAAGGCACUUGACAUGACUUUUACCACUACUUACCUCCAUCUAGUUGCCACUAGAUGGAGGUAGGUAGUGACAUACACACUAGUUAACUAAACUGUCAACCAGUGUGCAGGUUUCCUCAUGUUUUCCUUCACCGAAAGCAAGUGGUGGUCUAUGAAAACUACUAUACCUAUAUAUGAGUCAGAUUGGUAUACAAAUUCAUAUGACACGAGUAGGAUACGAACCUGGGACCUUUCGAUCCACAGGCGGGCGUCUUUACACCACCGCUUCACUUGAUAAUAUUUCCUGCAGGCACAUAUCCAUCAUAGCUAACAGUACAGGCAUGUCCACAAUUUAAUUCACUUUCUAAUCUCUCGGGUGUCUGCGAGAACCCGACCUCAAAGAGGAAUAAGAAGGACCUCACACAGUAGGUAUAGGGGAAUACCGGGAAUUUUAUAGUCUCAUGAUAGAGAGGUCGGGCCCCAGAUGAAAAAGAUAACGAUAGAAACCUUACAUCAAAAUGUUCUUUGGAAUACUGACUCUUCAGUAUUAUCUAUAACUUUAUAUUGCGCACAACCUUUUUUGUGAACUGGAUCCGCGCCUGAUUUCCUGUAGAUAUAUAUAUAUGUAUGUGGGAUUGUUUGGCAAAACAAACAAUGAUAUCUUUAAAAAAAGUUUUAUUUUCCGACCACAGAACGUUCGCCGUAAGAAACAAAGCCAUUCCUCUUUUUUCUCGCUCGCUCUCCUGCCUCCCUUUCUCACAUCCGCUGCGUUCCAUUUUAUACUAAUCUCUAUCCCACAAACACAUAUAUAAAUAUAUUAUAGAUAAUAAUAAAACAAUAUAAACAACGAUAAAUUAAUUCCUGUAGAGUCCGUGUCACAAAAGACAACAACAACGUGUUCGGUCUGUUAUUGAUAGUUCGGCAUAUUGCAGUGAAACGUUUGUGGCGCGUGCUCUACGUUACGCUUUACCACCAAAUGUGUAUCACAUCACUCUACUGAAAAUAGAUAUAUUAAGACCACUGUACAAUUGAAAAUUUUAUGAGAGUUUAAAACUGAAUU
This is a messenger RNA of Plodia interpunctella (Indianmeal moth), 3284 nucleotides long. RefSeq names its product cholecystokinin receptor-like (gene NGR-A9). Gene Ontology annotation, cellular component: plasma membrane. Gene Ontology annotation, biological process: neuropeptide signaling pathway. The transcript is spliced from 12 exons. The record is from RefSeq and is a predicted model, not a curated record. Lineage: Eukaryota; Metazoa; Arthropoda; Insecta; Lepidoptera; Pyralidae. Bases 446 to 1801 code for a protein of 451 amino acids. Gene Ontology annotation, molecular function: neuropeptide receptor activity.